Bolinopsis microptera is the source of this 1973-nucleotide messenger RNA. RefSeq names its product proprotein convertase subtilisin/kexin type 5-like. The transcript is spliced from 9 exons. The record is from RefSeq and is a predicted model, not a curated record. Gene Ontology annotation, cellular component: membrane. Bases 7 to 1767 code for a protein of 586 amino acids. NCBI's taxonomy places the organism in Eukaryota, Metazoa, Ctenophora, Tentaculata, Lobata, Bolinopsidae.
ACCAGCAUGUUGACGGGACCAAAACGGUUCCAACACUUGACUAUCUGGACUACACUCCUGACAUUGAUUUCGUCGACAAACGGUUAUACGGAGUUACAAGUAGAGGGUAACGAAGGAAACAAGGCGACAGAUUACCUCGACUUCAGCAUCACAACCAACCGACUUCAAUUAAAAUUUGAGCAGCUAGAUGACAACGCAGACCUAGAAUUUUCUGUAGAAGCCGGUGUUUUUGAACGAGAGAGCCAAAGCUCACAGAUUGCAACCCUAACCUAUAAAUGGAACACACAUUCGGGUCGAAACAAUAUUUUAUCAUUGUAUGAUACUAGUGAAUUUGAGCAAUGCGACGAGACCAAAACAGAAAUGCUUAAAUCAAUCCCCUCAAAAGUAACUGUAGAUUUGAAUACAGACUACUUGGUCGAAAUCAAAGGAGGGGAGCAGGGUACAUUUUCAAGUGCAAGCACUGUACCGUGUCCGGCUGUAUGGACAAGCUUCACAAGCAAUCGAGCUAAAGUCACGAAAAUGAAACUAAAAUUGACGGACUCAGAUUCGGGUUACAAAUUAGAAGAUUACUACACGAUCAAUUACAGGAUUAUUGCAGCGUGUGAUCCUGGGCAGUAUGUGAGCGACAAUGGCUGUACGGACUGUGAAACUGAUCAUUAUAGUGCUGGAGUCUGGCUCGAAUCUUGUACUAAAUGCCCUGAAGAUAAAGGGGUGGAAGCUGGAAAGGGAACACAAGAAAGUGAUUGCACUUGGAGUCCUUGCGCUGCUGGUAAAUAUCUUGAUCAGGAGAAUGGAUGUACGGAUUGUGAAGCAGACAAAUAUAGUGCUGCUGGAGUCAUUGAGUGUACUGAUUGUCCCUCUGAAAAAGGAGUUGCUUCAGGAGAAGGACAGCAAGAAAGUGACUGUAUAUGGAAGGCUUGUGUUGGUGGUCAGUAUCUAAGCCAGGACAACGGCUGUACUGAUUGUGAAGCAGGGGACUUCAGUACUGGAGGAACAGCAGAUUCUUGUACAAAAUGUGAAGCAGACUUUUACAGUGAAGCGGGUGCGACUAACUGUACUUAUUGUCCUUCUGAUAAAGAAGUAGCUUCUGGAGAAGGCAAAGAAGAGGAUGACUGUUCAUGGAGUCCUUGUGCUGCUGGUAAAUAUCUCGAUCAGGAGAAUGGAUGUACGGAUUGUGAAGCAGACAAAUAUAGUGCUGCUGGAGUCACUGAGUGUACUGAUUGUCCCUCUGAAAAAGGAGUUGCUUCAGGAGAAGGACAGCAAGAAAGUGACUGUGCAUGGAAGGCGUGUGCCGGUGGUAAAUUUUUAGAUCAGGAGAACGGAUGCAUUUCUUGUGAAGCAGGAGAAUUCAGUGCUGGAGGAUCAGCCGAUUCUUGUACAAAAUGUGAAGCAGACUUUUACAGUGAAGCGGGUGCGACUAAGUGCACUGCAUGCCCUUUUGGUAAAGUAGUAGCUUCCGGAGAAGGAAAACAAGAAAGUGAUUGCACCGCUAUAAGGGUUAACGGGGGCUGGAGCACGUACCGGUCCUGGUCCACGUGCUCAGCUGAUUGCGGAGGAGGUUCCCAGACCAGAACCAGGAUCUGUAAUAAUCCUAGCCCGGCUAAUGAUGGGGCUGAAUGUGAGGGGGACAGUUCGGAUAGUCAAUCUUGUAACGAUAAUCCUUGCUCAGAUGGAGAGGAAACGGAUUCCGGAACCAGAAGACUGUUCAGGACAAAUUUCCUCGUCCUUCUAGCAUUUAGCUUUAUAUUUUGUUUCUUCAUAGAAUGAACUUGUUGACAAAUUAGGAUAUGAGUAAGAAUUAUGAUCAAUAAUUUUAUAAAUCUUUGUGUAUAGUACUUCGUAGAACAAAAGGCAUGCUCGAAUGCAGGGGUUUUGGGCAGUAUCCAAGAAGCUCGACGCCAUCAUAGUGGAAGCCCCACUACAAGAUAGUGGAAGCCACAUUACAAAAUACAAGAUAGUGGACUUCCUCUACC